UUGAGCCGCUUUGCUCUCAGUUUCGCUCGUCUGAUAGGAUUCGUUCGCAGAAGUUCCCCGAUUGAGAUCGAGGACUCUGAGGCGGUGGGCAUCUCGAACAUCAUCUCCAACCUGAUCACCAUGUUCCCUCGCAGCAUCUUAAUGGCGCUGCCCAGCGAACUCUUCACCUCCUUCAUCAACUGCCUCACGCUGCUCAGCUGCUCCUUCGGAAGGAGCGCCGCCCUGGAGGAGGUGCUGGACAAAGACGACAUGGUUUACAUGGAGGCCUACGACAAGCUGCUGGAGUCGUGGCUAACGCUCAUCCAGGACGAGGAGCACUUCCCUCGGGGCUGCUUUGUCCAGCCAGCGAUUCAGGUCUUCAACUCGUACAUCCAGUGUCAUCUGGCUGCUCCAGACGGGACCCGGAACCUGUCGGUGAACGGCAUCUCGUCUCACGACGAGGAGGAAAUCAACGAGAUUCAGGAGGACGACAGAGAGCUGUUCUCAGACCAGCUCCUGCUGGAGGACCGAGUAAACCGGCUGCAUGGGCAGCUCCAGAGGACCCAGCAGCACCUCAUGGCCGCGUCUGACCUGGGAUCAGUGGACCGCAAAGUCCUGGACGACCUCUACGAGGACAUCCACUGGUUAAUCCUGGUCUCAGGGUACCUACUAGCAGAUGACCCUCAGGGUGAAACUCCUCUGAUCCCCUCGGAGGUGAUGGAGUUCUCCAUCAAACACUCGACAGAAGUGGACAUCAACACCACGCUGCAGAUCCUGGGGUCGCCGGGGGAGAAGGCUUCCUCCAUACCGGGCUUCAAUCGCACAGACUCUGUCAUCAGGUUGCUCUCUGCAGUUUUACGGACGUCGGAGGUGGAGUCCAGAGCGACCAGAGCGAGUCUGACGGAGCUCCUGAGCCCGCAGAUGGGGAAAGACAUCGUGUGGUUCCUCCGCCGAUGGGCCAAGACCUACUUGCUGGUGGACGAGAAGCUUUACGAGCAGAUCAGCAUCCCCCUGAGCACGGCGUUCGGGGCGGACACGGAGGGCGCCCAGUGGAUUGUGGGAUAUCUGCUGGAGAAGGUGAUCAACAACCUGUCGGUGUGGAGCUCGGAGACGGAGCUGGCCAACGACACGGUGGAGCUCCUGGUGACGCUGGUGGAGAAACGGGAGAGGGCCAACAUCGUGGUGCAGUGCGAGAGCUGGUGGAGCCUGGCCAAGCAGUUCGCCAGCCGCAGCCCGCCCCUCCACCAGCUGUCCAGCUCCGUGCAGAGAUCCCUGAUGAAGGCGCUGGUUCUGGGGGGCUUCGCCAACAUGGACUCUGACACCAAACAGCAGUACUGGGCCGAGGAAAGGCACCAGACUCUGACCCGGCCUCUCCUCCAUCCCUCCAUCCAGGUGCUUCACCCCCUCCAGCAGCGGUUUCUCAACCUCAUCAACCAGGAGAACUUUGCCCAGAUCAGCCAGGAGGAGGCCGUGAAGCGGGAGAUCGUGGCCACGCUGGAGGCGCUGUGCGGCAUCGCCGAGGCAACGCAGAUGGACAACACGAUCAACCUCAUCAUCGAGGUUUUUGUGGAAGUGGCCCACAAGCAAAUCUGCUACCUGGGAGAGACGAAGUCCAUGAAGCUGUACGAGGCGUGUCUGACGCUGCUGCAGGUCUACUCCAAAAACAACCAGAGCAGGAAGCGGAGCGACGCCUCGGCCGAGGAGGACCAGUACCAGGACCUGCUGCUCAUCAUGGAGCUGCUCACAAACCUGCUCUCCAAAGAGUUCAUCGACUUCAGCGACACCGACGAGGUGUUCAGGAACCAGGACCCCGGGAUGCCGGCGUCCAGCCGGACGGUGUCGGCCGCCGACGUCGUUCUCUACGGGGUCAACAUCGUCCUCCCACUCAUGUCUCAGGACCUGCUGAAGUUCCCCUCGCUGUGCAACCAGUACUACAAGCUCAUCACCUUCAUCUGCGAGAUCUUCCCAGAGAAGAUUCCUCAGCUGCCCGAAGACCUCUUCAAGAGCCUGAUGUUCUCGCUGGAGCUGGGAAUGACCUCGUAUCCUGUUGGGCUGGGGGGGGUUAAAAAGCUCCAGGGGUCAAAGUUCAACGUAAAAGCCGUCGGGAUGCAGCAGUCUGUCUGCUCCCUGAUGCGGAUGAGUUCAGAAAUCAGCCAGCUUUGUUUGGAGGCUCUGUCUCCUCUGGCUGAGCAGUGCGCCAAAAACCAGGAGAAGGACUCGCCGCUCUUCAUCGCCACCCGGCACUUCCUCAAGUUGGUGUUCGACAUGCUGGUGCUGCAGAAACACAACACGGAGAUGACGGUGGCAGCUGGAGAAGCCCUCUACACACUCGUGUGCCUGCACCAGGCGGAGUACUCUGAGCUGGUGGAGGCCCUGCUCUCCUCCCAGAGGGACGCCGUCAUCUACCAGCGGCUGGCCGACGCCUUCAACAAGCUGACGGCCAGCAGCACGCCGCCCGCCAUGGACCGCAAGCAGAAGGUCGCCUUCCUCAAGAGCCUGGAGGAGUUCGUGGCCAACGUGGGCGGCCUGCUCUGCGUCAAGUAA
Menidia menidia (Atlantic silverside) is the source of this 2523-nucleotide messenger RNA. NCBI's taxonomy places the organism in Eukaryota, Metazoa, Chordata, Actinopteri, Atheriniformes, Atherinopsidae. The record is from the annotation of a GenBank genome assembly.